AUGGACAAGCGACCGCCGACGGCGGAGGGCUACAGGGUCCUCCGGCUUGUGCCGAAGGCGGCCGCCAUAGCCGCCGCCAAGCCCACCUCCAGCCCCCGCCGCAAGAGGUUCCCCGACCAAAAGGGCUUCUCCGGGGCUCUGGGCUCCGCCGUUCCGACGGCCGGGGACGGCUCAGAAACGCCCGAGCCCACCUCGCCGGAGGUCUCCUGCAUGGGCCAGAUCAAGGGCCGCUCGCCGGCGAGGCCUCCUGUGGCUGGGAAGCAGCGGAGGCGGCGGCGGGGGCCGCUGCAGAGGAUCGCCAGAAUCUCCGCGCAGUUGCUGGGCUUCUGCUGCGCAAGGAAAUCACCCCCCUCGCCAGCACCGGCGCCGCCGCCGCCGCUAGGAGAGAUCGCCACCUUCGGGGGAGGGCACUACGCCAUGUCUUGUCCUGGCUUCGCGGCAGACUACUUCUCCGAUGACUCGCCGGAGAUGGACUGGGAAGACGACGACGACGACGACGACGUGGGCAGGUACCGAGAAGGAGACCAUCAUCAUCGCCAUGGCGGAGACGUCCUCCUCGCCGGUGUCUGGUAUGCCGGCGACGUGGAGCCGAAGAAGGAGGUGAAUCUCUGGAAGAGGAGACCUGUCCCCCCCCCCAGACCUCUGCAACUGAGAUGA
This is a messenger RNA of Spirodela intermedia, 657 nucleotides long. The record is from the annotation of a GenBank genome assembly. Lineage: Eukaryota; Viridiplantae; Streptophyta; Magnoliopsida; Alismatales; Araceae.